Molecule: messenger RNA, 291 nt
Organism: Coniosporium apollinis CBS 100218
Lineage: Eukaryota; Fungi; Ascomycota; Dothideomycetes
Exons: 3
Coding region: 1-291 (96 amino acids)
Source: RefSeq, a predicted model, not a curated record
AUGUGCGAUUACACUCAGGUCGAAUAUAGCUGCGGUCAUCUGCGCUACACCGUAAGAGCGUGGUGUGUCAAGUACCAAGAAACGCACAAGCGGUGCCCGGCCAAUGUUGUUGCAAUCGAGUACCGCUUGGACGAAAAAUGCGACGCUGACACGAGACGGUAUAGGCGACUGCCGCGACACCUCCUCAAAACCCACGAGUACCAGGACGAAGGCCGCUGCUUCGGCCGCUUCAUCGCCUUCAAGCUCAUCAAGCACCCCGUCCAGGUCUGGAUGAGCGUCAUGGUUGCGUAG